CUCGCGCAGAGACACCGAGCGCCGUGACGUCAGCGCGUUUUGCGGAAGCGAACACGUGGGUCGCCGCAGUCCACGCUUCAGUUCGGCGUUUCGUUUCUGGCAGAUUUCAGUACAUCUUCAGCGUUUGAUCAGAGAUGGCGGUUCGAGCUUCAUUUGAGAAGAACAAUGAGAUUGGGUGCUUCUCAAAACUCACCAACACAUACUGCCUGGUCGCAAUAGGCGGGUCAGAAAACUUCUACAGUGUCUUUGAAGGUGAACUGUCAGAAACGAUCCCAGUGGUCCACGCUUCCAUAGCAGGAUGUCGGAUAAUUGGUAGAAUGUGUGUGGGAAACCGUCACGGCCUUCUUGUACCCAACAACACAACAGAUCAGGAGCUGCAGCACAUCAGGAACAGCCUUCCAGACUCGGUCCACAUUCAGAGAGUAGAGGAGCGUCUGUCCGCGCUGGGGAACGUCAUCGCCUGCAAUGACUAUGUGGCUCUAGUCCAUCCUGAUCUCGACAGGGAGACGGAAGAAAUUUUGGCGGACACUCUCAAGGUGGAGGUCUUCAGGCAAACGGUGGCAGAGCAGGUGCUUGUGGGUAGUUACUGCGUCUUUAGCAACCAGGGAGGCCUCGUCCACCCCAAAACUUCCAUCGAAGACCAAGAUGAGCUCUCGUCGCUUCUUCAAGUGCCUCUGGUUGCUGGAACUGUAAAUCGCGGUAGUGAGGUGAUCGCCGCCGGCAUGGUGGUGAACGACUGGUGCGCCUUCUGCGGGCUGGACACCACGAGCACGGAGCUGUCAGUCAUCGAGAGUGUGUUCCGGUUGAGUGAGACUCAGCCCAGCGCCAUAGCAACCACCAUGAGAGACUCGCUGAUUGACAGCCUUACAUAAACUGUACAUGGAUUUACGAUGAUUUGGAACUGGCUAAAUACAAGAUAAGGAUGUGGACAUCAAUUGGAAAGUUCACCCCUCUUCCUCGACACGCCUCUCUCCGACGGACGGAGAUGCUCUUUAUACCACAUGGAAACUUUGUAAGAUUAUAGUAUGAACUGGUAAUGUCAGACCAGAUUUGUUGUAUGGAAUGUAAAGGCUAAGUAUGUAAUCUGUUGACAUGUGCCAGAUCUAAUCCUGCAGAACAAAAUGCAAGAAACUAACUUUACCAUGUGAAGUUAUCAUUGUUAGGUAUCAAAUAUCCAGCGGUUCGUCGUUUUAAUGUCACUUCCAUUUCCUUAAAAGCAGUGCACAAUAAAGCCUUUCAUGGUCAACACUCACUGA
Colossoma macropomum (tambaqui) is the source of this 1256-nucleotide messenger RNA. RefSeq names its product eukaryotic translation initiation factor 6 (gene eif6). Gene Ontology annotation, cellular component: nucleolus; preribosome, large subunit precursor; cytosol. The transcript has 7 exons. The record is from RefSeq and is a predicted model, not a curated record. Gene Ontology annotation, biological process: cytosolic ribosome assembly; ribosomal subunit export from nucleus; maturation of 5.8S rRNA. NCBI's taxonomy places the organism in Eukaryota, Metazoa, Chordata, Actinopteri, Characiformes, Serrasalmidae. Gene Ontology annotation, molecular function: ribosomal large subunit binding. The coding region runs from base 135 to 872 and encodes 245 amino acids.